This is a messenger RNA of Tuber aestivum (summer truffle), 2090 nucleotides long. The record is from the annotation of a GenBank genome assembly. NCBI's taxonomy places the organism in Eukaryota, Fungi, Ascomycota, Pezizomycetes, Pezizales, Tuberaceae.
AAAUCCCUUUUCUUUUUCUCUCCCGAGUUCCAGGGUCUCCGCAGAGAGCAAGCUAUCGGACGCCACCAGUAAGAAGUUAUCGAUAAAAAAGAGACUGCAGGACCCAAUUUCUUGCACGUCUAGGAAACUUCACCAUCCUCCACACCCCUCUCCCCUCCCUAUCCGGCCGCCGUUCUGACCACUGCCUCUCUCGUCACCAUCCGGCCUAUACCAACACCACCACCAUCACCAUCGUCACCGCAAACACCUCCGCGCCCGAAAUCAUCGCACAAGCUCUUGCUAAUUCAACCACCCAACAAGCCCUCCUUGGCGUUCACCUUCCCCCCACCACCACCGCCACCACACACACGCACACACACACACCUUCCGGGAUUAGAAUCGGAAAAAGGAUACGGUACAAUGUCCCUCAAUUCGGUAUCAGAAAAUACGCUGGACCUGGGGAAUCUCUCAUACCUUACGGAGGUUGAUGAUAACCUUUGCUGCCCUAUCUGUCAUUCCCCGCUGGUGGACCCCGUUCACACGAAAUGUCGUCACACCUUUUGCUCCAGCUGCAUUACCGAGGCCCUUGAGACCUCGAAGACGUGUCCGGUCGACCGGAAACCACUGAAGCUGGAGGACGUUUCUGCAGCUCCCAUCAUGAUUGCCAAUUUGGUCAACGACUUGGUGGUUCUGUGUCCUAAUUCCGAAUUCGGUUGCCCCAUGACCUGCGCGCGGUACCUGCUGGGCGGGCACCUUAGGGAAGAUUGUGCUUUCGUUGCGGUAAAGUGCUUAGGAUGUGAUGGUACGAUAAUGAGGAGAGAUGCUGGGUCCGAGUGUUUACACCAGUUGGUGGAGUGCCCCUUUUGCUCUUCCAGCUGCCGCAAGAUUGACAUGGAGGUUAGUUAUUAUCCUCUAUCCCCCCAAACCCCCCCACAAUCAGGGGCUGGUGGUUGGGGAAGAUGGGUCGUGACUCAUGGUGCGGUUUGCUAUCUAGAAUCACAGAGUCGAGUGUCCACGAAUCAUCGCCGCGUGCAACCACUGCUCGGGAGAUUUCACUCGUUCCAACAUUAAAGCUCAUGAAGCUACUUGCGAUGAAGCAAUUAUGCCGUGCGAAUCAUCAGAUGUGGGAUGUCCAUGGAAGGGGGCUCGGAGGGAGCUAACAGAGCAUACGAGAGCUUGCCCAUUUACUCUUCUUCGACCGGUACUCCAUGCCCAUGCGGGUCGCCUUGAAACACUAGAGCUGGAGAACAGAGCACUUCGUAGAAAGAUUGAUAUUCUUCUCCCCCCAAGGCCACCCACGGAGGCAGCUGCGCCUUUUUUUGACGAGCAUACAAUCCAGCUCCUUGCUGAGCAGGAGCAUCUUCGUUCCGAUCUUGAGCGGCUGACUGCAUCGCUCUCGGAGAUGGAAAUACAGCAAGGAAUGCUGCUGAUGAAUGAGAGUUUGAGGCUGAAAGAAGAGGUUGCCGGCUUAAGAGCUGCAAUUGGGGGCAUCCGUAUGCAAAUUCACUGGUUGAUGAACACCCGUCAUCAGGCAGUGGAUCAACGCCCUGUUGGGGGAACUUCAAGCUCCAGUGGGCCACAAAACUCAUCUGCUCAGGGUGGUAACCUGAGCAGUGGAGGUGUCCUUCCUAAUAUCAGACGUAUGGCUGGUGAGUUUAGUUACCGCAUAUAAUCGAGAAAGAACUUGGGAGAUAACAAAGAAUAGCAGACCCACUAAAUGACAGGGUGAAGCUUUAAAACUCCGUUUCGUGCUUGAUGUUCCUCUUCACUGUGUUUUUCUCUGUCAUUAUGUUUUCUUUCUUUCGUGGGCUCUGCAUUUUAUGGGGUUUGGCGGUACGCGUAUGGCGUUUUAUUUUUUAUUUUCUUUUCCAUCCGGACGGGGUUUCGGAAUUGGAGAUUGGUUCUAUAAUCGGCUUUCCGCCGGGAGUAAUGAAUGUUGUGGCUGCUGCUCCAUUGGGUGCGAGUGCUACUUUGCCAUCAAUUUUAGUAGUCGAGUGAUGGCAUAUGAUUGGUUUUUUGGGUCUUUGUUGUUGCUCUCGGUGUUUGCGAGCGAGCUUGCACAAUUAUUUAGACUACAGCGUCGCAUACGACCUAAUUAGGUUUUCAUAAAA